This is a messenger RNA of Ctenocephalides felis (cat flea), 4380 nucleotides long. Its product is annotated as collagen alpha-1(III) chain-like. The record is from RefSeq and is a predicted model, not a curated record. Bases 1 to 4380 code for a protein of 1459 amino acids. The transcript is spliced from 6 exons. Gene Ontology annotation, molecular function: chitin binding. Lineage: Eukaryota; Metazoa; Arthropoda; Insecta; Siphonaptera; Pulicidae. Gene Ontology annotation, cellular component: extracellular region.
AUGUAUUUGUAUGUGUUGGUUCCUUCUGAUUGUCUGAAAGUUGAUUGUUUGCCAAAUAAAAUGAUGCAGCAUCUUCGAGAGACCAGACCCUUACUAUUAGCCGAUGACGAUGAUGAACGAGUCCCAGCCAUCGUUUUCAAACCUCCACCAACUAAAGCGACAAGGGAAAAUAUCAGAUCUGAAGGUUUGCACAAAGGGGCCGCGGUAGUUAUCUCGAAAUGGCCAGAGCGCACUUCUCAAAGGGCUGUAAGACAAUCUACGGGACAAGAAUUUAAGUGCCCAGGCAUCGGAUUCUUCCCGGAUGAACAUGAUUGCGAGACAUUUUAUCGCUGUGUAGAAUGGGGACAAGGACCACCCAUGUCAUUUCGUUUUCGAUGUGGUCCCGGUACCGUAUUUGCGCCGGGACCCGACGUAUGUGUUCAUCCUGCAGAUUCAGGUCGUGAGAUGUGUGGAGCCACUUCGAUUACAACCACAUCUAGAAUUUCAACUACUCGAAAUGAUUUUAAUAACAAGGAAGGAUUUUUUGGCGUAUCUAACGAUUGCAGAAAAUUCUACAGGUGUGUCGUAAAUAAUAAGGCAUUUGACAAGUAUGAAUAUACUUGCGCAAAUGGUACAGUUUGGAAUGACCGAGUGAAAAGCUGUAACUACCCAUGGACUGUGCCAGGCUGUGAAAAUUAUUAUGGGUCGGGCUCCGAAUCGCAGUAUCUGUCACAAUCUAGUCAGACUUCGAAUAGUGCAAGUACCAGCACCUCUAGCACAAGCAACAGCAGCAGUAGUAGUAGCAGUAGCAGCAGCAGCGGUAGUGUCAGCAGCAGUAGUAGUAGCAGUAGCAGUAGCAGUAGCAGUAGCAGUAGUAGUGGCAGUGGCAGUAGCAGUAGCAGUAGCAGUAGUAGUAGUUCGAGCACUAACACUAAUAAUCAGUCAUGGAGUAAUAAUCAAAACUCACAAUCGUCCACAUCAUCUUCCAGUGAAAAUACUUCUUCAAAUACUCAGUCAAAUGCUGAUAAUAACGUAAACGAAAUUGACAGCAACGAACUGGCCAGUUCUUUUCCGUCAGCUGCUGGAAAUGCAUCGCACUUUAUGAAUAAUAAUAUAUGUAAAAAGGAAGGAUUUGUUGCCGACCCUACUAACUGCCGAAAAUUUUAUAGAUGUGUGAAAAAUGAUAAUCACCAGUUUCUUAAAUAUGAUUUUACUUGCGGUCCUGGAACUGCAUGGGAUACAAAAAUACAAGGAUGUAAUCAUAUUAAUUUAGUUCCGAGAUGUAUGAUUGAAAACGCACAGACUGAUCAAGCAAACCAGUCUACUUUUCCCGGUCAAUCUGGCGAACAAGGACAUUCUGGUCGGCCUGGACAACCCAAUCAACAAGGACAAAAUGGCCAGCAAGGACAAUACGGCCAGCAAGAACAAUACGGCCAGCAUGGCCAAUACGGUCAGCAAGGACAAUACGGCCAGCAAGGACAACACGGCCAGCAAGGACAAUACACGGCCAGCAAGGACAAUACAGUCAGCAAGGACAAUACGGUCAGCAAGGACAAUACGGUCAACAAGGACAAUACGGCCAACCAGGACAAUACGGCCAACAAGGGCAAUACGGUCAACAAGGACAACCUGGUAAACCAGCACAAACCGGUCAGCCAAGUCAAUCUGGUCAUCCAGGUCAAUCUGGUCAGCCAGGUCAGCCAGGUCAACCCGCUCAGCAAGGGCAGUAUGGUCAACAUGGACAGCCAGGUAAACCAUCACAAACCGGUCAGCCAGGCCAACCUGGUCAACCAGAAAGACCCGGUCAGACAGGUCAAUACGGCCAGCCAGGACAGUCUGGUAAGCCCGAACAACCCGGUCAGCUACAACAAACCGGCCAGUCAGGACAACUCGGUCAGCAGGGACAACCCAGUCAACAGGGACAACCAGUCAACAGGGAAACCUGGUAAACCAGCACAAACCGGUCAGCCAGGUCAGCCUGGUCAACCAAUUCAACCUGGUCAGCCAGGUCAAUACGGUCAGCCAGGGCAAUCUGGUAAACCCGAACAACCCGGUCAGCAGGGACAACUCGGUCAGCAGGGACAAUCCGGUCAGCCAGGACAACCCGGUCAGCCAGGACAACCCGGUCAACCAGGACCACCAGGUCAACCAGGUCAACCAGGACCACCAGGACAACCAGGACAGCCCGGUCAGGCAGGACAGCCAGGACAGUCCAGUCAGCCAGGACAGUCCGGUCAGUUAGCACAACCCGGUCAGUCAGCACAACCCGGUCAGUCAGGACAAUCCGGUCAGCCAGGACAACCCGGUCAGCCAGGGCAACCCGGGCAGCCAGGGCAACCCGGGCAGCCAGGGCAACCCGGCCAGCCAGGGCAACUCGGCCAGCCAGGGCAACUCGGCCAGCCUGGGCAGUCAUCACCCAUAGGCACUGUUUGCACGCAGGAAGGUUUUAUGGGUGACCCAUUAGAUUGCACAGUAUUUUAUAGAUGCGUAGAUGACGGCAAAGGCGGAUUGAUCAGAUAUAAAUUUACUUGUGGUCCCGGUACCGCUUGGGAUAACAGCAUUCAAGCCUGUAAUCAUAAAUCGGUAGUUGCCAGAUGUGAACAAUCUGGUCAAUCAGAACAUUCCAGUCAAUCAGGACAAGAAGUCCAGACAGGACAACCUGGACGGCCCGGUCAGUUAGGUCAGCUGGAACAGCCGGGGCAACCAGGACAGCCUGGAGAGCCAGGACAGCCAGGACAGUCAGGACAGUCCGGUAAGCCGGGACAGCCCGAUCAACCUGGACAGCCCGCCGGUGGACAGCCCGGUCAAACAGGACAGCCCGGUCAACCUGGACAACCCGGUCAGACAGGACAGCCCGGUCAGCCAGGACAGCCAGGACAGUCAGGACAGUCCGGUAAGCCGGGACAGCCCGAUCAACCUGGACAGCCCGGUCAGCCAGGACGGCCCGGACAGUCCGGUCAGCCAGGACAGCCUGGUCAGCCAGGACAGCCAGGACAGCCAGGGCAACCCGGUCAACCAGCACAAACCGGUCAACCAGUGCAAUCCGGUCAGCCAGGGCAGCCCAGUCAACCAGCACAAUCCGGUCAACCAGCACAAUCCGGUCAGCCAGGACAAUCCGGUCAGCCAGGACAACCCGGUCAGCCAGGACAACCCGGUCAGCAAGGACAAUCCGGUCAGCCAGGACAAUCCGGUCAGCCAGGACAACCCGGUCAGCCAGGACAACCCGGUCAGCCAGGACGACCCGGUCAGCCAGGACAACCUGGUCAGCCUGGGCAGUCAUCAACCAUAGGCACUGUUUGCACCCAGGAAGGUUUUAUGGGUGACCCAUUAGAUUGCACAGUAUUUUAUAGAUGCGUAGAUGACGGCAAAGGCGGAUUAAUCAGAUAUAAAUUCACUUGUGGUCCAGGUACCGCUUGGGAUAACAGCAUUCAAGCCUGUAAUCAUAAAUCGGUGGUUGCCAGAUGUGAACAAUCUGGUCAAUCGGAACAUUCCAGUCAAUCAGGACAAGAAGUCCAGGCAGUACAACAAGGACAGACAGGUCAAGGUGGCCAAUCAGGGCAAACUGGUCAAGCAGGACAACAUGGUCAACCAGGACAACCUAGUCCAGCUGUACAGCCCGGUCAACCAGGUCAACCAGGACAGCCCGGUCAGUCGGGUCAGCUAGAACAGCCAGGACAGCCAGGACUGCCAGGGCAGUCAGGACAGCCAGAACAACCCGGUCAACCAGGACAAUCUGGUCAAGCAGGACAACCCGGUAAGCCAGAGCAACCCGGUCAACCAGCGCAAUCCGGUCAGCCAGGACAGCCCGGUCAACCUGCACAAUCCGGUCAACCAGCGCAAUCCGGUCAACCAGCACAAUCCGGUCAACCAGCGCAAUCCGGUCAGCCAGGACAGUCCGGUCAGCCAGGACAGCCAGGACAGCCAGGUCAGCCAGCGCAAUCCGUUCAGCCGGGACAAUCCGGUCAACCAGGACAAUCCGGUCAGCCAGGACAACCCGGUCAGCCAGGACAACCCGGUCAGCAAGGACAAUCCGGUCAGCCAGGACAAUCCGGUGAACCAGGACAACCCGGUCAGCCAGGACAACCCGGUCAGCCAGGACAACCCGGUCAGCCAGGACAACCCGGUCAGCCAGGACAAUCCGGUCAGCCAGGACAACCCGGUCAGCAAGGACAAUCCGGUCAGCCAGGACAAUCCGGUGAGCCAGGACAACCCGGUCAGCCAGGACAACCCGGUCAGCCAGGACAGCCCGGUCAGCCAGGACAACCCGGUCAGCAAGGACAAUCCGGUCAGCCAGGACAAUCCGGUCAGCCAGGACAAUCCGGUCAGCCAGGACAACCCGUCAGCCAGAACAACCCAGUCAGCCAGGACAACCCGGUCAGCCUGGGCAGUCAUCACCCAUAG